AGUAAAAUGGCGGACCUGGCGAACGAAGAGAAGCCUGCCAUCGCCGCACCCGUCUUUGUGUUCCAGAAAGAGAAAGGCCAGAAGUCCUCUGCAGAGCAAAAGGACAGGUCGGAAUCGGGAGAGGCGGCGGCUUUGGGGCAGGCUGAGGCCCCCCUCGGCGGCACGGGGCCCCCCGAGUUCUCGGGGGAGCAGGCCCUAGAGUCUCCCACCCCCGCUGGCCCUUCAGCCGGUCCUUCACGCCCCGCUCCUGACACCCCGUUUCUUCCCUUCCCGCGAGAGCUGGCAGGGAGGUCAGCUGGUGGCUCUAGUCCAGAAGGUGGAGAAGAUUCCGACCGAGAAGAUGGAAACUACUGUCCCCCUGUGAAGCGAGAGAGAACGUCCUCCCUCACCCAGUUCCCCCCAUCACAGUCAGUCCCCAAAAGCAAUGUCUUCCUGCCAUCCACCCUGUGUGAGGCGUCCGCAGGCCACUCAGACUCGGAGCCAGAGGAGAAGAGCAGCGGGUUCCGGCUGAAACCGCCGACGCUGAUCCACGGCCAGGCCCCCAGUGCAGGUCUGCCAAGCCAGAAGCCCAAGGAGCAGCAGAGAAGCGUGCUCCGCCCAGCAGUGCUCCAAGCCCCUCAGCCAAAGGCGCUCUCCCAGACCGUUCCCAGCAGCAGCACCAAUGGGGUCCCUGCCCCGGCCGACUGCUCAGGGGGCACGACCGCUGCCUCGCCUGAUGCCCCCCCACGCAGCAGCCCCUCCGAAGUUUCGGUCAGAGCCCUGGAGGAAGGAGCACCCCAGAGGGUCGAGUCAAGCAACGCCUCAGAGGAGGAGGAUGGGGAGCAGGCUGGGCCCUGCGCACAGCCUGGCUUCGUGUUCGGGCAGAACCUGAGAGACAGAGUCAAGUUCGUUAGCGAGAAUGCAGAUGCGUCUGACUUAGGGAACGAGGGGCGGCCGGACCCUGAGGCGCCUGCGGCCACCAAUUAUUUCCUCCAGUACAUCAGCAGCAGCUCUGAGAACUCGGCCCACGGCCCCGACGCCACCAGCAACAAAUUCAUCUUUGGCCAGAACAUGAGUGAGCGUGUGCUGAGCCCCCCAAAGUUGAACGAGGCCGGCCCCGAGGCCAGCAGGGAAAGCGCAACGACAGAGUCUGGGCCUGAGUCCUCAUCCCAGGAGGCCACCCCCGAGAAAGCUGAUGGUGCCGCCGAGUCCCUGGUCCAGUCUGCAGCCGCCUACACCAAGGCCACAGCCCGGAAGUGCUUGCUGGAGAAGGUCGAGGUCAUCACGGGGGAAGAGGCCGAAAGCAACGUGCUACAGAUCCAGUGCAAACUCUUCGUCUUCGACAAGGCCUCGCAGUCGUGGGUGGAGCGCGGCCGGGGGCUGCUGAGGCUCAAUGACAUGGCCUCGGCCGACGAUGGCAGCUUGCGCUCCCGGCUUGUGAUGCGGACCCAGGGCAGCCUGCGGCUCAUCCUCAACACCAAACUGUGGGCGCAGAUGCAACUGGACAAGGCCAGUGAGAAGGGCAUCCGGAUCACGGCAGUGGACGCCGAGGACCAGGGCGUCAAGGUCUUCCUCAUCUCGGCCAGCUCCAAGGACACAGGCCAGCUCUUUGCAGCGCUCCACCACCGCAUCCUGGCCCUGCGUAGCCGCUCGGAGCAGGAGCCCGACGCCAAGACGCCCGCGCCAGGCACGGCACCCCCACACGAGGAGGACGACAGCGACGAGGACACUGUGCUGGCCCCCUCAGGUGCUUCCGGCAGCGGUGCUGGCGACGAGGGAGACGCGCAGAAGGCCGAGAGCACAUAGCAUCGAGCUGCAGCUCCUCCCUCCCACCGUCGUCCGUCCUCCCUCCGCAGGGGCAGGGGUUGAGAAGCAAGCACACUCCCUGCGGAGUCGGCGGAUGCCCCGCCCGGCCUCCCCAGACUCGGGGCACCUCAUCAUAUUGAUGAGGGGGCCACACAGGGACUCCCGCAGCCGGCAGUGCCGGCGGGCACGGCUGUAGAUCUUCUCUUCCUGACGCUGUGUUUUGGUUUCUUAGGUUAAGGCACUCUCGGGGAGGGGGGUUUGGAGAGGACUGCCCACCUGAGCCAAGGGGCCUUGGACUAUUUUGGGGGGGAGCUGGAUGGGGCUGGUGCCAGGAAACACGCUGUGUUCGUCCAUCUGUCCAUCCUUGUCUCCUACCCCACGCCCUGCGUUCACCGAGCUUGCCCCAUCCCGGGAGACGCCCUGGAACAAGGCCCCGAGCUGGGGGGCCAACCCACCGCUGCGGAGAGGGCAAGGCCGGACCCCACAGCAGCAGGCCCACACGGCCUCUCCUGCUUCAGCCUUAGUCAGACCAGCCAGGACACCCGAGUCCAGGACACUUGUGUAAGAUUGUCAUAUGAGAUGUAUUUGGAUCUACAUUAAAACUUUUAACUAAAA
Suncus etruscus (white-toothed pygmy shrew) is the source of this 2400-nucleotide messenger RNA. RefSeq names its product RAN binding protein 3 (gene RANBP3). The record is from RefSeq and is a predicted model, not a curated record. The transcript is spliced from 18 exons. Gene Ontology annotation, molecular function: GTPase activator activity. Gene Ontology annotation, cellular component: nuclear pore; cytoplasm. NCBI's taxonomy places the organism in Eukaryota, Metazoa, Chordata, Mammalia, Eulipotyphla, Soricidae. Bases 7 to 1785 code for a protein of 592 amino acids. Gene Ontology annotation, biological process: protein export from nucleus.